This is a messenger RNA of Diabrotica balteata, 4949 nucleotides long. The record is from the annotation of a GenBank genome assembly. NCBI's taxonomy places the organism in Eukaryota, Metazoa, Arthropoda, Insecta, Coleoptera, Chrysomelidae.
UAUCUGUUGAUCGAGAUGCGGUCAGUAAACUCGAAGAGAGAAGAAAUCGCUUCAAAAGAAAGAAAAACUUCAAGCUAUUAGCGGCAGAAACAGAAUCUGCUCCUGAAGCGGUUAAAAAAACUUCCGUGGAAGGUAAGGUGGAUGAUCCACAAGAACCACAAGAGCCACAAGAGAUAAAUGUUUUCGAAGAUAUUUUAUUUCGAGAGCCAUCAGUGAUAAAGGAGAAGCUUUUGCCCAGGAGACUAUAUUAUAAAAAUUGGGUAGCUCUCAUAUCAUCAGACUUCGAUCGUAAAUAUACACCGGAGGACGUCGGCUGUUCCAAGAAUUGUCCGAGAAGUAAGAAAAUUAGUCUGGACAACAACCUAAUUGCAGAAUAUGAUAAUUUCGAAGUUUACGAUAUGGACGAUACAGAAUACAACGUGAAUUAUAACGAUGCACCUAAUUGCUCUUCCUUUACUUGGAUAUUCCAGGAAAACGAUUCGGGUACAUUACCCGACGAGAAUCAUUGUAUUGCAUCAUUGCGGCUUACGUGUUAUUUACGAUCGAAGUUUCUCCGUGACAAUAACAUACCUUACAAUAAGCCUUACAAUGAAUACAAACAAAAGUAUUUGCAGUUCAAGAGACAAUUUUUCAAGGAAGAGGACGAACGAUGGCAGAAUAUGCCCAUCGACACUCUGGCCGAUCAACGUAAAAGGGACGACUACAUGACUAAGUUGUUUUCUCCCUAUCAUAAUACGGACGAACAAGUCGUCGAAUUAAAACAGAAAGCCAAGUCGAUGAUUCCUUACAAAGAUUAUCAUCCGGUCAACGGAAAGGUUUUUAGGACUGGCGUCUACAGAUUUCUACCGUAUGUCCAAAGCGAUGCGUCAAUUUUAACAGUUUCCGACUACCAUGAUGAAAAAGACGGGAUAAAGAGUCAGUUAUUUGUUGAACUAGAAAAACUUUCGGAUAGUGUUUUUGAUUCUGGAAUCUUUAGCAUAAAAGAGGAGCUUGAUUCGGACGAUUGCCCGAAAGAAAUGUGUCAACUGGACAAGGAAGGGGAAAACAAUAGUAAAAGUAUGCUUAAUGAAACUAUUAAUCGUGUAGAUACACAGGCGAUUGGAGAAAAUGAAAAAAAUGUCGUUAUAGUGAUAGAUGAUAAAAAAACUGAGGAAAAUUCGACGAAAGAAAAUGUUGAAAAUGGAAUUACUGAAUGCAAUGCAUUGCAAACUAAUCAAAAUCCAGAAAAAGGUGACAAUACAAUUGAAGCAAAUACGGAAACGGGCAAUACUGAAUGUAUUGAUACAGUAAAAUCGACAAGUGAUAAAAAUCCAGAAAAUGGAAAUACAAAUACAGAAAACACCGAAGUUGCUACAUCCAAAAGCCCUGAUAAUUCUGAAAAUGAAGAUAAAACAAAAAAUACCGAAACCGUCAAUACACAAGAAAGCACCGAUCAUGAUGCUGUCGACAAUUUCGAUGUAAUAUCCAUAAUGAGCGAUCACGAUUACUGCGCCGUACCUCCAGAGAUUCCUAAUGUGUUAAAAGACAGCAACAAGAGUAAUAUACAAGAAACGUUUGUUCCCAUGAAUACUGCCGCAAAAAUAGUUCCAAGAAAUGUUCGUCAGAUAAUAGCGAAGGAAAAUAAAUUCAAGGACCCUUCAAUGGGACCGCCCCCUGCGAAGAGAAGAAAAUUGACCCAAAAACAAAUAGAGAAGUUGCUCACCAGCAAAAUAAAGCCAGUGAAAGAAAUGAAGUUUGAAAAAUUCUUCUCUCAAAACUACCAUCCUGGAUUCGAUGAAGGCGAUAUUCAAGAGGUAGAAUACGAAUCAGAGGAAGAAACACCACGAGAAGUUGCGAAACCUGUCGAUGAAACUAAAAAGACGUCAAACGAGAAGAGUAACUCUACGGAAAUCGUUUAUUCUGACGACGAUUGUUAUGAAGAUGGAUUUCCUGGAUUUGCUCGAGCUUCAGAUACCCAAAGCUCACAAAGGAAACGAUUUGAGAUAGAUCCUGAGCAUCAAGAACGCUACGAGAAAAGAGUGGCUGAAGUCAAGGAACAGAGAAGAAGAGUAUAUGAAGCGAUGAAUAUUGAUCCGAAAGAUGAAGUAGAGAAGUAUCUAAAACACGAGAAGGAACAGCGGGAAUCUAAAAAACGCGUACAAGAAUGGACGGAAUUCAUAACUCCGAUCCUAGAAAAGACCAGCGAGAAAGAUUUCGAUGUACAUGAAUACGAGACAAGAAUCUUGGAUCAAAUUGAAGUAGAUGAGAGUAAACAAUUCAAAAACAUGGUUGAAGGAAAACCCUCCGCUGAAGUAAUAAGGUUUUUUGUUGCCUCGUUGCAUUUGGCGAACACUGAAAAUAUCGAAAUUUCUGGUAGUAAAUCGGGAGAAUUAUCGAACGAGACGUUUACCAUUAAAUUGCUAAAGCGUGACAGGUAUCACGAGCAUUUAGCACAGUAUGAAGCUCCUUCGUUAGAAAACUUCCGAGAACGAAUUAAAAGAAUGAGAGAACAACAGAGUGUCGAAGUACCAGUUGAACAAAUUCAGCCGGUCUAUAAGCGUCAAAGGAUCGAACGAAAGCAAAAGAAACGGAAGAGAAAGUUUGUGGUAUCGUCCAGCGACGAAGAGGAAGAUAGUGGUUAUCAGGCGGAUUCGUAUCAAAAUGUAAGAAGCUCUAGAGAUUUUGAAGAUAGUGGCUACCAGUCGAAUUCGUAUUAUAGUGUACGAAGCUCAAGAAAUAUAGCAGAAGUUACUCAGGGAUCUCAAAUUACAACCAUAGCCGAUAUACAUCAAACACCUGUGCGGUCACAUCCAGCGAAAAGGUCGAAAGGCAGUGAGAGUCAUACACCAAAUCCUAUCAAAGGAAAGAGUGGUUAUCAGGCGGAUUCGUAUCAAAAUGUACGAAGCUCUAGAGAUUUUGAAGAUAGUGGCUACCAGUCGAAUUCGUAUUACAGUGUACGAAGUUCAAGAAAUAUAGCAGAAGCUACUCAGGGAUUGUCUCAAAUUACGACCAUAGCCGAUAUACAUCAAACACCUGUGCGGUCACAUCCAGCGAAAAGGUCGAAAGGCAGUGCGAGUCAUACACCAAAUCCUAUCAAAGGAAAGAGUAUACCGGUUAGAAAAUCUUUCAGCGAAACCAGUACCUUCGAUAUCGAUUCUCCUUCAACAUCUGGAACAUACAGGGCACCUUCACCUGAGCCAUCGGAGACUCCCGUCCAAGAAGGAUUUUACUCAGAUGUUUCCCAAACACAAUUUCAUUCAACGCUGCUAAGUUCCACACUCGCUAUAACCUCAGAGUCGACUUAACCUAAUGAUUUUGGUUCGUUUUUUUAUCAGUAAAUAUUUGAAUUCUGAGUGAACUAAUUUUUAACAACUAAAAGCUGUAAAGAGCUGGAAUUUUUGUAAGUGAAGUACCUUGAAAGUGCAAUUUUUAUGAAAGAAUUUUCAACGAACGUGAUUUUUGUAGCAAUAGAAUAAGAAUUCAGCAAUAGAGUCGAUCGAUGCAAAUUACACUUCCGUUAAAACUUAUUUAUAAUGACGUCUCUACGUCUGGGUACACGUGUAGCUCUCAUAGAGCCACGCUUAUACCAACUUUAGACAUUAUUCGAAGGAAUAAUGUUUAAAUGGAUAGGGGCAAACAGUUUUAAGUUUUCAAUGCAUCUCGAUUGGUAUCCUGAGGGGAAAAAUGAUAUAAAAACUAUUUUUUAUAAAUUUAUUGAAAUCUGAUCGUACUUCAUUAGUUUUUUGUUGCGGUAUAUUGCUCGUGAUGCUUUUGUAGCAGUAUUAUUGCUGUAGUCGUUUAUCGAAAUAUAUAAACCGCGAUACUUUUGUCGCAGUUUCUUGUCGUUUCAAAUUUAUCGUUAUAUUUUGGUCGUGGUACUUUUGUCGCAAUAUUUAUAUUGCUCUUUUUCGUUUAAGCAUAUUGGUCCUUAUAUUUUUUUCGUAGUAUUUUGGCUGUGGUCAAGUUGGGUUCAGAACGGAAAUUCACAGUCUCUCUGAACGUGAAAAUAAAUCUCUUGUGUCUUAGGAAGCAACUCUAACAUGGCUUCGAAUGGCCGUAAAUAGCGACAUCUGAUAUUAAAUCCGUUAACUAAUAUAUACAUUAAUUAUAUACAUUACGUGUUCAUAUUAAAGCUAGUUCAGGAGUGACACGAGUUCUGCUACAUUGCAGUUUUACAUUAUAUAAGUCACCGUCCGUGAAACUUAAUGUGUGUCAUAUAAUCAAUUACUUUUGUAGCAAAGGAAUUAUUUAAAAUUCCUCGGUUUCGAUUCCGCGGAAACACGUGGGUGCCAGUACAAUUGAUACUGGUACUUUUGUAGCAGUAUUAGCAGUAUUUAUAUUACUGUUUUUGGUUGCGUCGUAUUGGUUUGUGUAUUUUUGUUGCGGUACUUUGUCUAGGUAUAGGUCUAGGUUUUAUUUUUGAUGCGGUAUUUUAUCGAACUAUAUGGAUUGUGGUCAUUUUGUUACAGUAUUCUCGAUAUAUUGGUCAUUUUAACGCUAUUUCUGGUGUGUUCUUUUGUCGAACUAUAUUACUUAUGGUACUUUUGUCGCUGUUUUUUAGUUUAAUAUAUUUUUCCUUGCACUUUUGUCACUUUAUUUUUACUUCUGUUAGUAUGUUGGUCGUGAUAUGUAUGUUGCAGUUUUCUUUGCUGCGUUUUUUUAGCAGUAUUUAUGUCUUUAUUUUUUGUGACUGGGUAUUGAGCUUUGUACUUUUGUCAUUGUGUUUUUGUAGUGGUCUCUUGUCUCAGUAUAGUGAUCUUGGCACUUUUGUUGUAGUAUAUAAUUGCGGUAUUUUGUCUUAGUAUUUAUAUCGCUUUUAUAUCAUUAAUUUGUGUAAUAUGUUUCACCUCUUCCUUAUUCUAGAGACUAGUAUUCUGAUCUGUAGUUCUAAAAUUCGGUUUUGUUUAUAUAUAAGACUGAGGUUAUUAGUUUUAAAAUAUUUUAACUCAAUUUCACAUUCUAUUUCAAGC